Molecule: messenger RNA, 1244 nt
Organism: Thermothelomyces thermophilus ATCC 42464
Lineage: Eukaryota; Fungi; Ascomycota; Sordariomycetes; Sordariales; Chaetomiaceae
Exons: 3
Coding region: 242-919 (225 amino acids)
Source: RefSeq, a predicted model, not a curated record
GCGGGAUGACUUGACAUUGCCUCAACUUGAAGGCUGCGAAAACGGACGGUGAUGAGUAUCUAACGAAACAGUGUUAUUUUGGUCCGUGCACCUCGGCGUCGCUCCGCGCACAAGCGAGUGGAAGCUCCGUGCUUUCUUUCGUUAAUAGAAUGUCAAAAAAUAGUGCUCGACCUUGUCACAUUUCCGAUGUCUUGCUCCCCAGAGUGCCUGUAACCCCCCACUACCAACCGAACGCUCUGCCAUGACCAGGAGACGCAGGGAACGAUCUCCAUCCAGCCUCCCGCUGAAACAGCCCGACCGGUCAGGCCCGACGGAGAAGACACUGCUGCAGCUCGCCGAGGAGAGAGGAUUAUUCGACCAGGCAAAGAAGAGGGAAGAGGAGAUUGGGAGGAAAUCUGGCGCGGCCUCCAACUUGCGGCCGUCGAGCGACGAAGGGAGCCAUGCCGAAGACGAAGCUGGAUUGCCACCCUCAGUCGAGCGUGUGCUCGAGGCGGGACUGUGGUCCGUGAGCCUGUCGAUGCUACACCUCACCUUUGACGUUCUGGUCCAGCAUCAGUAUUCAAUUGACAGAGUGGUCUGGUCCACGGUCUUGUCGAGGUUUGGCCAGGCGCUACCGGUCUUUGGUUUGCUGGUUUACGUAUUUCAUGCCCACCCCGCCAACCCAGGGCUUAUACCCGGUCUCUCUCCGCGAUACCAGUCGGUUUUCCAGCAAGCAAUAUUUCUCAUCACGAGUGUGGUCGCGGGGUGCUACCUAAUCCACAUCACCAAUUCGUACGGUUACAUGGCCGUCAUGAAGCAGGCCCCACCGCUAGGUUGCUUAUGGGUCUGGUCCGUCAUCGAAUUGGACCUUCCCUGGGCAGUCAUUAGCCUCGCUGGCGCGGGACUGUUUCUGUGGAUGAAGGGAUACAGCAUCAAAUAAGCUUGACGUAAUCGUUGGCAUGCAAUCGUCGGGCCAGGACGUCCGUGUUAGCCUCCACAACUUAAUGAAGCAAACAGUACCUAAAUCCUUAACGUCAGUCCCUCUCGUUUUGAGAGCCACAUCUACUUCGGUUGCAUUUCUGGGCCCAAGAAAUCGGUAUCUCGGUACGGCAAACAGCUCUACCAUCGCACUCCCGUCGACGAAUCCAUCAAAGUGUUCUCGACCGGGCACAAGCAUGCUCAAGCGAGAUCCAGUGACGUUAGGGUUACGCCUUCUCAGGCUCUCUCCGCGGGGAGGAAGGGAGUGCCGCAAGUGCAAUAUGCCG